UAAUUUUCAGCAUUGAGAGUGACAAUCCUGAGUGUCCUCUCGGGCGCUGUCACACUGAGUUCCUGGAGGGAAAGUAGGCAAAGCUAGACCUUGGCCCCUUCGUUUCCGACCGGUACAGAGGCUAAUUUGGAGAGUAGGAGGCACAUGUCUGUUGCUCUCUUUGAAGAAGCCCAGCAAGAUGUCAGACCUGCUCUCUGUCUUCCUGCACCUUCUUCUUCUCUUCAAGCUGGUCGCCCCUGUGACCUUUCGGCACCACCGGUACGAUGACCUUGUGCGGACCCUGUACAAGGUGCACAACCAGUGCCCCCACAUCACGCGGAUCUAUACUAUCGGGCGCAGCGUGAAGGGGAGACUGCUGUACGUGCUGGAAUUCAGUGAUUACCCUGGGACUCACGAGCUCUUGGAGCCGGAAGUCAAGUAUGUGGGGAACAUGCAUGGCGAUGAGGUGCUGGGCCGAGAGCUUUUGCUGCAGCUGUCGGAAUUCCUGUGUGAAGAGUUCCGGAACCGGAACCAACGCAUCAUGCAGCUCAUCCAGGGCACACGCAUUCACAUCCUGCCCUCCAUGAACCCAGACGGCUAUGAGAUGGCUGCUGCCCAGGGCCCGAACACAUCUGGAUAUCUGAUCGGCAGAAACAAUGCAAAUGGAGUGGACCUAAACCGAAACUUCCCUGACCUCAAUACCUAUUUCUACUACAAUGAGAAGUACGGAGGCCCCAACCAUCACUUGCCUCUUCCAGACAACUGGAAAAAUCAGGUGGAGCCUGAGACCCGGGCCGUGAUCCGGUGGAUGCACUCCAUCAACUUUGUUCUGUCAGCCAACCUCCAUGGCGGGGCGGUAGUGGCCAAUUACCCGUACGACAAGUCCCUCAGACAUCGGCUCCGAAGUUCUCACCGCACUACCACUACCCCCACGCCUGACGAUAAGCUUUUCCGGAAGCUGGCCAAGGUCUACUCCUAUGCACAUGGCUGGAUGCACCAGGGUUGGAACUGUGGGGAUUACUUUCCCGAUGGCAUCACCAAUGGGGCUUCCUGGUACUCUCUCAGCAAGGGAAUGCAAGAUUUUAAUUAUCUCCACACCAACUGCUUUGAUAUCACACUGGAACUCAGUUGCAAUAAAUUUCCCCCCCAAGAGGAAUUAGAACGGGAGUGGCUUGGUAAUCGAGAAGCCCUAAUCCAGUUCUUGGAACAGGUUCACCAGGGCAUCAAGGGAAUGGUGCUUGAUGAUAACAAUAAUAAUCUCACAGGGGCUGUCAUUUCUGUCACUGGGAUUAAUCAUGAUGUCACAACAGGUGAACGUGGUGAUUACUUCCGGCUGCUGCUCCCAGGUACCUACACUGUCACAGCCACAGCACCCGGGUUCAACCCAGAGACAGUGGUUGCAAUUGUGGGUCCCGCAGAACCAACACUGGUUCACUUCCAUCUCAAGAGAAGCAUCACUGAAGUGAACCCUGGGAGGAGAGCUCCCAGCGGAGGGCAAGGGGGCAGAGUGAAAGCGCAGCCCAGGACACAGAGAAAGAAGGACAUGGCCGUGAAGCAGCCACAUAGAGGCCCUGCCUGAAACCCGAGGAGCCGAGCCUGGGGCGGUACUUCACAAACUGUACUCCUGCUUUCAGAUCCCAUAGGGCAUGCUUUCUGCUUUAUUAUCUGGGACAUAUUUAAAUAUAAGCCUAUUCGGACCAAUUCA
Messenger RNA from Chinchilla lanigera (long-tailed chinchilla), 1684 nucleotides. RefSeq names its product carboxypeptidase N, polypeptide 1 (gene Cpn1). Gene Ontology annotation, biological process: proteolysis. Gene Ontology annotation, molecular function: metallocarboxypeptidase activity; zinc ion binding. The record is from RefSeq and is a predicted model, not a curated record. Lineage: Eukaryota; Metazoa; Chordata; Mammalia; Rodentia; Chinchillidae. Bases 179 to 1558 code for a protein of 459 amino acids. The transcript has 9 exons.